Molecule: messenger RNA, 1185 nt
Organism: Selaginella moellendorffii
Lineage: Eukaryota; Viridiplantae; Streptophyta; Lycopodiopsida; Selaginellales; Selaginellaceae
Product: GDSL esterase/lipase 6
Exons: 3
Coding region: 1-1185 (394 amino acids)
Molecular function (GO): hydrolase activity, acting on ester bonds
Source: RefSeq, a predicted model, not a curated record
AUGAGGUCGAGGAUCUUAGUGUUCGUGGUUGCGAUCUUGGCUCUCUGCGUGUGCGUGUAUGGGAGGUCGAUUCCUCAACUCAGGACUAUCUACAUGGGAGAUUCAAUCUUCGACGUGGGCACAAACAAAUACGUGAAGAAUUCAGUUUCGCGCUGUGAUUUUGUGCCAUAUGGGGAGACGAGGUUUAGCAAGCCAUCCGGGAGGUGUAGCGAUGGGUUUAUAAUUCCAGAUCUGAUAAACAAGGCGAUAGGUUUGCCCUUUUCAAGACCAUUCCUGGGCUUGAAAGCUGGGAGGCAACUUCCACUAAGCAUCAACUUUGCUUCAGACGGCAGUGGUUUACUUGACUCGACUCACUCGGACUGGGGCGUUGUGUCGUUUAACGAGCAGCUAAAGCAGCUCACGCAGCUCUCCAAGAAGAAUCUCAAUCUCAAUGAAUUUGUGGUUGUGAUAUCUUCUGGUGGGAACGAUAUUGCAGCAAAUCUUCAAGACAUCGCUAAUGUUGACUUGAAAGCAAUGUUAAUGUCAUUAGAGAAAGGAUUGGAACAGCUAUACAAGUAUGGAUUUCGAAAGAUCGUCUACUCAAGUGUCGGGGCACUAGGGUGUUCACCUAUUGUGACCUCUGGAGGAAAAUGUGUGAGCGAGAUUAACAAUCUGGUGGAAGAAUUCAAUGUGCAAGCUCAGGGGAUUGUUUUAGGGGUGGCAAAGAGAUUUCCAGGGAUGAAAGGAACAUUUGUGGAUGGCUACUCUUUGAUCAAAUCAUACGUGGAGAACCCAAAGAGGUUUGGAUUUAAGCAUGCCGGCGGUUGUUGCCCCAACUGCCUUUCACAAAAGAACACAUUUAGUGGGCUGUGCAAGAAUCCAAGCGAUUACGUCUUUUGGGAUAUAAUACACCCAACUGAACACACGUAUAUGCUCUUAGCCAAGGAAUUCAUAAAGAAAAUCAUACAAGAUCAACAGAAUUUGGGAGGCUACUGUUGUUGUUUGAAUCGAAUCGUACUCCGCGUCGCCAUUGCCAUCAGCGACAUAGCCUCCCUCAAUAACGACAGAGAACUGGCAACUCUUACGAGGAAAGAUGGAUCUGAAGUUCGAUCCAGCCUCCAAGACGAGCGACCUCCUGCCGUGAUCGAGUUUGGAGUUCUUAUCACCACCACCAUGCACAUCGCUCAUCUCGUCCUGUAUGACUAA